Eremomyces bilateralis CBS 781.70 is the source of this 1038-nucleotide messenger RNA. RefSeq lists its product as uncharacterized. The coding region runs from base 275 to 757 and encodes 160 amino acids. The transcript has 2 exons. The record is from RefSeq and is a predicted model, not a curated record. Lineage: Eukaryota; Fungi; Ascomycota; Dothideomycetes; Eremomycetales; Eremomycetaceae.
GCACAUGAUUGAAAUUCUAUUAAAUCGGCCAGCUCAAUGACGCAGUGCUACCCGUGACAGUGGACUAUCACUAAUUACGGUCUACUGCAAUAACCCAUCUAGCAAAGGCGUAAGAAACCGACCCUAUUCCAUCCUUUGGAAAGAGAAAUCCAGCACACUUUUGAUGCUCAUCAUCUUCACGCGCGUCCGAUAUCAUUCCAUCCUUCCGAUCCAGAACACACAUGCGACAGGCGGAUCCAUAGCGGUCCGCUCAACCCAGUAAUUUGCCCAAGUGAUGGCACAAAGCGAGCCAGUGGCAGAGUCAAUGGGCAUAUCCAGACGCCCGCUCACCCCUGAAUGGAGCAUAGAACUCGAUGAUUCUUUCGUCGCGCGGGUGAUCGAUGGCGAACUGCGGAUGCUCUCCAUGGGGCCGCCCGUCCGGACGAUCUGGUUCAUUGUGUGGUGUACACCGGAGGAACCGCAUACCGACACCCUCAACCGGAUCAUGGAUAACGCGCACCCGUCGCCGAAAGAGCGGUUCAUUGAAGUUGGUGCCGACGAGGACGAGGUGCGGUACGGCUCGUGGUACCCCUCCACAGUCAGCGGCCACCACCAGUGGGGCCUAUACGGGUACACGAUGCGCCACGGUUCCUACGUCCAAGCGGCCUUCCUAACCGAUGAGGAGUCCGACCGUGACUGGGCGCUGGCUGCCUGGCGGUCUCUACGUUAUGCGGGGCCGGUCGGAGGAAAUCGGUCUGCUGGGGGUGGACUGGGAUAGAAAGAUUCUCGUAACCAGGUCGUGCGGAAAUGCCGCCAAAAACGGCGUUACAAACCACCGAAAAUGGAGGUCACACUGCCGUCAGAUUGUUUAAAAGAGUAUUAUCUAGAAUUAUUAUGUAGAAUGCCUUCUGAGAUCUAAGAUCCUCGAAUGAGCGGUGAAGCUGAGGGCAUCUCAGGAGAUGCCUGGACUCAAAUGAUAAAUAUAUCUCCACCCAACCUCCACAAUUACAGGGAGAUGCCGCAGAGGUGCGAUGGCUGUUCCGUGUUCGCAGCACAGCA